AUGAGAACUUUUGAAAAGGUGAUUGUUGUUGACGCUAAGGGUCACCUUCUCGGGCGUUUGGCAUCUAUUGUGGCAAAACAGAUUUUAACUGGCCAAAAGAUAGUCAUUGUACGUGCUGAGGAGCGUAUGAUUGUCAAUCCUGCGCGUGGUCCUUUCCACUUCCGUGCACCAUCCAAGAUCAUUUUUAAAACUAUUCGUGGUAUGGUUCCGCAUAAGACUCCACGUGGUGCUGCUGCUCUAGGUCGCCUCAAGAUUUUUGAAGGAAUACCACCUCCAUAUGACAAACAAAAACGUAUGGUUAUUCCUGCUGCAUUAAAAGUUUUGCGUCUUAAGCCUGGUCGCAAAUAUACCACAAUUUCUCGUCUUUCCUCUGAAGUCGGUUGGAAAUACAAGGAUAUUGUUAAAAAACUUGAGGAUAGACGUAAAGAGAAGAGUAAGGAAUUCUAUGAACGUAAGAAGAAACAAGCUAG
Messenger RNA from Dentiscutata heterogama, 470 nucleotides. The record is from the annotation of a GenBank genome assembly. Lineage: Eukaryota; Fungi; Glomeromycota; Glomeromycetes; Diversisporales; Gigasporaceae.